AUUAUGUGUUAUGGUAUUACUUAUUACCACCUCUCUCAAAUUCCAUUUAUAUUUUCAAUAAACUCAGCAUUAAGAUCAUAACACAAUUCGAGAAAUUUGUUCUUCACUUCUUUCUCCACUGAUUUCAUUCUCUAUGUAGAAAAGAAAAACGAAACCCCAUCUUUCCUCUUACCAAUAAUCUUGUUUUGGUGACUGCUUUUUUACAAAAUUUGAAAAAACAAACACACCCACUUUCUAAAUCAUUGUUUUUUCCAAUUGGGUUGGGAAAUUUUUAGUGCUUUUCACCGUUUCUUUGACUCUUACCAGUAAGAAAUUGGGGGGGUUCUGUGAUGAUUUGGAUUUUGGGUAUAAUUGAAAGAGAAAAUUUGUUAAAAGAAUCAAAUUGAAAAGGUUAUAAGAGAGAGGGAGAGAGAGAGAAUGAUGAUGGGGAAAGGAAGAAGAAUGGUGGGAGCACUAUGUUCAUGCGCACUAAGAAUAAAAACUCCCUUGCCGAUAGUGAUUAUGAUGAUGAAAUUGUGAAAUGCAACCUUUUUUGUAACAAAUAGUACAAAAUCGAAGAACCCUUUUGAAUUUUUUUGUGGGUCCGUUCAAUUUUUCCGCCAUAGCCAAAAACCCAACAACUCCACAUCAAUCCUUCUCAGCCCCAUCAUUAUUACCCUCAAGAAGUAGAAGAAGAAGGAGUAGGAGUAGAAGUAGAAGUAGAAGAAGAAGUCUCUCUUACUCUUCUUCCAUUUCUCUCACCAACAAUCUGUCAUUUCCCCCAUCCCUUCUUUUCCCUUUUCUUCAUUUUCAAGGGAAUUCUGUCAUUUUUCUUCUUUCUCCCUUUUGAUUUCUUGUUUUUCUCUUUGUUUCUUUGAGGAUUUUGUUCGUUCUGGUUUUGCCGAUGGUGGGCUACUGAGGAACUGAGGAUUGUUUGUCUUUUUUUUUUUUUUUUUGUGGGGGGUUGUUUCAAUGGGAAACUGCUGGUAUCGAUGGGAACCUACGGUUAAUAGGGUCUCAUCUAAUGCAAAAUCAGAAUCUCCAAAAGUUGAGAGUACAUCGCCUUAUACAAGAAACAAUGAACACAAUUUGCCCUCUAACCCCAAAGAAGUAGAAGACUUGCGUCGUGACUCGGCAACUAAUCCCUUGAUUGCAUUUACGUUUGACGAGCUGAAGUUAAUCACCGGAAAUUUUAGACAGGACCGUGUGUUAGGCGGAGGAGGGUUCGGAAGUGUUUAUAAAGGAUUCAUUACUGAAGAUUUGAGAGAAGGAAUCGUUCCUCUUCCUGUAGCUGUUAAGGUUCAUGAUGGAUUUAAUAGUUAUCAAGGCCACAGGGAAUGGCUGGCAGAAGUCAUAUUUUUGGGGCAGCUUUCUCAUCCAAAUUUGGUAAAGUUGAUUGGAUACUGUUGCGAAGACGAGCAUCGUGUUCUCAUAUAUGAGUACAUGCCUAGGGGGAGUGUGGAAAACAAUUUAUUUUCAACUUUGCAUGCUGCAGGAGUGUUGCUUCCUCUGCCUUGGUCCAUUAGAAUGAAAAUUGCCUUUGGUGCUGCAAAAGGACUAGCAUUUCUCCACGAAGCAGAAAAGCCCGUCAUCUAUCGUGAUUUUAAGACGUCGAAUAUUCUGCUUGAUUCGGACUAUAAUCCAAAACUUUCGGACUUUGGUCUCGCAAAAGAUGGACCAGUAGGUGACAAGUCUCACGUCUCUACUCGUAUAAUGGGAACGUACGGAUAUGCUGCACCAGAAUACAUAUUGACAGGACAUUUGACCCCUCGGAGCGACGUGUAUAGCUUUGGAGUUGUUCUUCUCGAACUACUAACAGGGAGAAAGUCACUGGACAAACUUCGACCAGCUCGAGAGCAAAACCUUACUGAUUGGGCUCUUCCUCUCCUAAAAGAGAAGAAAAAGCUAAUGACGAUUGUGGAUCCGAGACUAGGAGGAGAAUAUCCUGUCAAAGGAUUUCACAAGGCAGCAAUGCUGGCUUACCAUUGCUUGAACAAGAACCCAAAAGCGAGGCCCCUGAUGAGAGACAUCGUCGACUCGUUGGAGCCGUUACAAGAAACAAUCGACGAGGCAGUAGCGCCAUCUGAAACAACUUCCUUACCUGUUGUUGCUAAUAAUGAGAAUAGGAGAAAGGAAAAUGAAGGCUUGAAAGUGAACUAAUGGAUGGGAGGCCAUGGGAGCUUUCACAGCUACCUUUUGUACUGAGUUUUUAUUUCAUCUUUUCUUUUUUAGAUGUGGAAUUUUUGUUUUAUGGUGAACUUAUGGCUUACUUUUUAACCUUUGCUAAUACUUCACUCACUACUUGUAAUACCAAAAUGAUUUGUAAAUGUUCUAAAAUGUUACAAAUUUUACAGCUCAAAUGGAAAUAGAAAUAAGAAUGAAUCAAAGUGAUUUAUACACUUUGAGGGUAUUUGUUGCGUUUUAA
Molecule: messenger RNA, 2404 nt
Organism: Cucumis sativus (cucumber)
Lineage: Eukaryota; Viridiplantae; Streptophyta; Magnoliopsida; Cucurbitales; Cucurbitaceae
Product: probable serine/threonine-protein kinase PBL16
Exons: 6
Coding region: 952-2139 (395 amino acids)
Biological process (GO): protein phosphorylation
Molecular function (GO): ATP binding; protein kinase activity
Source: RefSeq, a predicted model, not a curated record